AUGUCCAGCAUACGGUUGAACAAAGUGUUUGGGCUGGCUCUGCUGGUCUCGGUCCAGUGUUUGACCCGCGAGCAGCUCUUUGAUUAUGGGACUCAAUUCGGAGACCAGAUUCUGGAUUCGGGACCGGAUUCGGUACACGAGCUCGAACUGGAGCAAACGCUGCACUUCUUCAAAGGGAAAUUCGAUAAAGUUUACGUCAGCACCAAUGGCUUCAUAUCUGUGGCUGAACCCAGCGCUGAGUCUGACUACCUGGGGAAGAUGCCGGCUAAGUUUGGCAUGAUCGCAGCAUUUCUAGGAGAUCUGGACACAGGCGACGGUGACGGUAAAGUCUUCUUCCGGCAGGAUAAAAGCCCUGAUGUGCUCCAGAAAGCUACAGAACACAUCAGACAAGCGUUUCCUUCAGAAGAUGAGAUUGAGCCCACUCACGUCAUCAUCGCAACCUGGGAGAAUGUGACGCCGCAAACUGAACGAGGAAGAGGAGAUGAGCUAGAGUUCACGCAAAGAAAUACUUUUCAGCUGGUUAUAGCCAACAUGGAGUUAAAGUCUUACGCUAUCCUGCUGUAUCCAGAGGAGGGGAUGCAGUUCGGCUCCACACUCAUAGCAGAUGAAGAUCAGCCUGUUCAGGUCGGCUUUAAUGAAGGUUUGGUCACCGGAUGGUUUGUGUGGUCAAAAACACAAGGAAAUUACUAUCGCAUCACAGAAGACAACGAGGAGGCCGUCGACGCUCUCGCUCUGGAGACCAACUCGGGUCAGCCUGGCAUUUGGGUUUACGAGAUCGGCAUGUCUCCGGGAUUCACCGACAUCAAACCCGGUCAGGUGAAAGAGGUCACAGAGGUCACGGAGGUCACGGUGAUUGACACACCUGCUCCUGAACCGUCCGUUUCCAUUACAACACACCACAAGCAUCUCCCAGUGGUGGACACUCCUGCUCCUGAACUGUGGACAUCCCAUUAUGAGGAUCAGCAGACGUCUGAAGCGCCGUAUGAAACGCUCACGUCCCGUCCUGAGGUGUUUUCUGAGUCAUCCACACCUGACGAGCUGCAGAACCAAUACCUGCAGCCGCUGCGCCCUCAGCCUGCAGCUCAGCAGCCGCAGAGGCCACAGGUGGUAAUCAUCGAUGAAGACGAGCUGGACGUCGAUGUGUUUUCUUAUAAUGACGAGUCGUGCUCCAGCAACAGUCACAAGUGCUCUGUGUUUGCCGACUGCAGAGAUUACAGCAGCGGCUUCUGCUGCCACUGCAAACCUGGUUACUACGGAAAUGGCAAGGACUGCGUCGCCGAGGGUAAACCUCAGCGCAUGAACGGGAAGCUGAACGGCCGGAUCUAUGUGGGUGAUUCUGCGUCUCCGGUGGAGUUUUCCAACAAUGAUCUGCACUCAUAUGUUGUGGCGAAUGAUGGCCGCGCGUACAUUGCCAUCAGCAGCGUCCCGGACAGUGUUGGUCCAUCCCUGCAGCCUCUGCCGGCUCUGGGGGAAACCAUCGGCUGGGCCUUCGCUCUCCAGCAGCCCGACUUCCACAACGGCUUCAGCCUCAUCGGAGGUGUGUUCAGUCGGCAGGCUGAAGUGGUCUUCCAGCCGGGGAACGAGCGUCUGACUAUCAGACAGCAGUUCAGUGGCAUCGAUGAACACGAUCACCUGCUGAUCAGCACAGAACUGGACGGAAGAAUCCCAGAGCUGCCCAGAGGAGCCACAGUGCAGAUCCAACCCUACAGCGAGAUCUACCAGUACUCCAACAACUUGAUCACGUCAUCGUCGCGGCGCGAGUACAGUGUUAGCCUGCCUGAUGGGAGCGUCCGCACGCUGGCGUAUCUGUGGACGCAGAGCAUCAAGUUUGAGAGCUGUCCAUAUGAGGAUGUCCUGAGCUCAGUGUCCCCCAGCCAGCAGCUCAGCGUGGAGCAGAUCUUCGUCAUGUACGACUCCAGCAACCAGCUGAUCCGCUUCGCCAUGAGCAACAAGAUCGGCUCCGUACACAGUGGAGUCCCGGAGCAGAAUCCGUGUUUUACCGGGAGACACGGCUGCGACACUAAUGCCGUCUGCCGGCCGGCGCAGGGGAAAGACUUCAGCUGUGAGUGCGCCGCUGGAUUCUCCGGAGACGGACGCUUGUGUUACGAUGUGGACGAGUGUUCAGAAAGCCCUCAUGUCUGCGGAGCGUUCGCUAUCUGCAGUAACCAGCCGGGGAGUUUCCGCUGUGAGUGUCUGGACGGGUUUCAGUUCGCCGCAGACGGACGGACAUGUGUUGAAACGGAGCGUCCUGUGGAUCACUGUCAGAGAGGAACACAUGACUGCGACGCUCCAGAAAGAGCCAGAUGCAGAUACACCGGCGCCUCGUCCUACAUCUGCGCAUGUCUGGCCGGCUUUACUGGAGAUGGACGAGUCUGUCACGAUAUAGACGAGUGCCAGCCGGGACGAUGCCACAGUGAUGCCGUCUGCUUCAACACUCAGGGCUCCUUCAGCUGCCAGUGUCGGCCCGGGUUUACUGGAGACGGCUUCAGCUGCACUCCUGGAGCCGCUGUUGAGCAGACGGCAUGUGAGCGGCAUAGAGAGUCCGCCCUCUCCUCCUCCUCUUCCUCCGGUGGGUUAUUCCUCUUCCGCCCACGGCCGCCCGUAGGUCAGUUUGUGCCCAGCUGUGAUCAAUACGGUGCGUAUGAGCCCACACAGUGCCACGCCAGUGUGGGUCAGUGCUGGUGCGUUGACUCGGCCGGACAUGAGAUUCCUGGAUCCAGAGCUGAAGCUGGAAGCAGACCGUUGUGUAUUGAUCAUAAUGUGGCUCCGCCUCUCAUUGGCCCCACCCCCCGCUCUGAUAUCAGCCCUCUGACUCCUGGAGCAAACCUGCUGUUCGCUCAGAGCGGGAGAAUCGACCACAUUCCUCUGGAGGGAAACCGCAUGAGCAAAGAACAGGCCAAAACCAUCCUGCACGUCCCUGAUAAGGUUGUGAUCGCGGUGGCGUUUGACUGUGUGGAUCAGAUGAUCUACUGGUCUGAUAUCACCCAACCGGCCAUCAGCAGAGUGGCGCUGCAGGGCGGACAGAGCAGCGUACUCAUUAGCAGAGAUCUGGGCAGUCCUGAAGGAAUCGCCAUCGAUCAUCUGUCCAGAAACAUGUACUGGACGGACUCAGUGCUGGACCGUAUCGAGGUUUCCCGUCUGGACGGCAGUAACAGACGUGUUCUGUUCGACAAUGACCUAAUAAACCCGCGGCCAAUCAUCGCAGAGCCUGUCUAUGGUCGUCUGUACUGGGCUGACUGGAACCGAGAUGGACCGAAGAUUGAGAGCUCCAGCAUGGACGGGACAGAGCGCACGGUUCUGGUGCAGGACGGCCUGAGUUUACCCAACGGCCUGAGUUACGACAGCCAGAGCCAGCUGCUGUGCUGGGCCGACGCUGGAACUCGUAAGGUGGAGUGUUUGGAUCUGUAUUCUCGUGUCAGAAGAAAACUGACCGAAGGGAUUCAUUAUCCGUUCGCCAUCGUGUCCUACGGCAGAAACCUCUACUACACCGACUGGAGAAGAGAAGCAGUGAUCGCUCUGGACCGUCAUGAUGGGAUGGAGGUGGAGGAAUUUCUUCCUCAGAGACGUUCACGUACAUACGGCAUCGCUAUCACUUACCCACAAUGCCCUGCAGGUGUAAACUACUGCUCUCGCGAUAACGGAGGCUGUUCUCAUUUAUGUCUACCGCGUCCUGGCGGAUUCUCCUGCCGGUGUCCUGAUGCCAGAGACGCUUCAUGUGUCGAAGAGGACCAAAACUUCUGAGAACCGAACAGCAGCUCCGUCCCGUCAGAAGGACACAAUCAGUACAGUGAGGGAGACUAGAGAUUCUUAUCUGCCAAUAGCAGUGUUUUGUAUUAUUGUAUUGUUACAUUAUUGUUUGUUGUGGUUACUAAGAGACGUAGAUCAAAUCAGGGAUUAGUGUUCCUUAAAAUCUUUCAAAAGUACUAAACUGUAUGGAAGCUUGUUUCAAUCACGGAAGAAAUAAUGUAAUUGUAAACUCUUAACUCUUUCCUACAUUUAUGGAUUUAUAUCUCACAAUGCUGACUUUUUUCGCAAUUACAAAUUUAUAUCUUUCAAUUAUGACGUUUUUUUU
This is a messenger RNA of Danio aesculapii, 4072 nucleotides long. Its product is annotated as nidogen-1-like. Lineage: Eukaryota; Metazoa; Chordata; Actinopteri; Cypriniformes; Danionidae. The record is from RefSeq and is a predicted model, not a curated record. Gene Ontology annotation, molecular function: calcium ion binding. The coding region runs from base 1 to 3741 and encodes 1246 amino acids. The transcript is spliced from 21 exons. Gene Ontology annotation, biological process: cell-matrix adhesion.